GGUAAUGCACACCAGAAGGUUGCUUGCCAACCGCCAUAAAAAAAAAGAAGAAGAAGAAGCACAUCGGAGGAGAAAGAAGUGAGCAGAAAGCUAAUUAGUCAGUCUUGUUAUUUGUUCUCCAGUUUGAAAUAUUUACGUCGUAUAAAAUACAUAUUUGAUUCUUUAUUCAAGGAUAAAGUCGUCUCGAUGCGCUAGAAGCACUGUGCUGCUUCUCGUGCUAACUUUGCUUGUUAGUUAGCUUAGCUUGCUAGUUAGCUUAGCUUGUUAGCUGCUAACAGAAGACACAUAAGUUAUCAACACAUCGCUAAGUAGAGAUCAAGUGUGAGAGUAAAGUGUUGUGAUUGUGUGAAAAUGUCUACAUUACAAAUGUUGAGAGCGUUGGUGGAUCAGCGACUAACUGCUGCCGUUGAAGAAAUAUUUGUAGUGUUAGAAAGAACGAUAGCAGAAUACGAGGCGGAACUUUCUAGAACAAAGGAGGAAAACUACCAACUACAGGACGCUGUUUUCAAGAAACAUCAAGAUGUGUUACACAGAACAGCUGCCGUCGACUUCCCUGAGACACUGCGCGUCAAGACACCCGUGGACGUACACCUCCGACUAUCAGAUGUCCGGCAGCCCCCUCACAUUAAAGAGGAAGAAGAGGAUCGUCAGCCCCCCCACAUUAAAGAGGAAGAGGAGGAAGUGUGGAUCACUCAGGAGGAAGAGUGUCUUCUAGGGCAGGAGGAGGCUGAUGUCCGCAAGUUUCCACUGACUGUUGUCUCGGUGAAGACUGAAGAGCAUAAAGACAAACCACCUGAGUCCUCACAGCUUCAUCACAGUCCAAACGUCCAGCAGGUGUCAGCAGAGAGUUAUGAAGAGAUUCCCUCCAAGCAGCAGGAGUGGAGCUCCAGUGUGGGACAGAAGGAGCUACAGGCCCCCUCCCACAUUAAAGAGGAAGAGGAGGAACUGUGGGAGCAGCUUCAAAGGUUGGAGGAGGCUAAUGAUGAAGAUGAAGCUCAGUCCUUUCACCUUCAACAUAGUCAAAGUGAGGAGAACAGAGGGGCGGAGCUUGUAAGUCAACACAUCACAGAAGCUGAUGGACAGCAUUGUGAAGAUAUAAAGUCACAACCAGACAGCCUCUUUGCUCCACUGUCAGACAUGGACCACAUGAUGUCAGACUCUUCUGAUCACAGUGACCACAUCCAAAAAUCUUUGGAGAGGAAAAAUGACUCUAAAUGUGAUACUAGACAUCACACUAACAACAAACACUUUGACUGCUCUGAAUGUGGGAAAUCAUUUAGAAAGAGGAGUAAUUUUACAGUACACAUGAGAAUACACACUGGAGAGAAACCUUUUACUUGCUCUGUUUGUAAGAAAAGUUUCUCCAAAAAGCAACACAUGACCACUCACAUGAGAACACACACUGGAGAGAAACCUUUUCCUUGCUCUGUUUGUAAGAAGAGUUUCUCCAUGAAGCUUGACAUGACCAUACACAUGAGAACACAUACUGGAGAGAAACCUUUUACUUGCUCUGUUUGUAAGAAGAGUUUCUCCAGAAAGCAACACAUGACCAGACACAUGAGAACACACACUGGAGAGAAACAUUUUCCUUGCUCUGUUUGUAAGAAGAGUUUCUCCAGAAAGCAACACAUGACCACACACAUGAGAACACACACUGGAGAGAAACCGUUUAGUUGCACUGUGUGUGUUAAAAGGUUCAGGUUUAAGAAUCAGGUCAGUGAGCACAAGUGUGUAGCAGUCAUGGAAGCUGCAAGGAUUUAAAAACACUUAAACAGUGAUUGUGUUAAAUGUACUUAAAAAAAACUGCAUGUUUAAUAUGAGAGUAUAUUUUAUGUUGUAUGUAGUGCUUCUCAUCUUCUACUGUUAUAUGUUGUCCUGGAAUCACUUCUAAAGUUGUGUGCAUUUGUUGAAUAUCAUAUAUGUAGCUACUAUUUUAUUUGAUUUUCUCAUUGUUAAAGAGAGGACAUCUCAUUAUUUACACUUGGGUUUUUUUUUUCACACAUUUUCUUCCAUUGCAUUUUUAUUGAUGUUAUUAUCCAAUUAAAAGUAUGAAUGAAUACAAUUGGUAAC
Messenger RNA from Nerophis ophidion (straightnose pipefish), 2070 nucleotides. RefSeq names its product zinc finger protein 33A-like. Gene Ontology annotation, molecular function: RNA polymerase II cis-regulatory region sequence-specific DNA binding; DNA-binding transcription factor activity. NCBI's taxonomy places the organism in Eukaryota, Metazoa, Chordata, Actinopteri, Syngnathiformes, Syngnathidae. Gene Ontology annotation, cellular component: nucleus. The transcript has 4 exons. The record is from RefSeq and is a predicted model, not a curated record. Gene Ontology annotation, biological process: regulation of transcription by RNA polymerase II. The coding region runs from base 352 to 1761 and encodes 469 amino acids.